Messenger RNA from Spinacia oleracea (spinach), 2963 nucleotides. RefSeq lists its product as uncharacterized. Gene Ontology annotation, biological process: vegetative to reproductive phase transition of meristem. The record is from RefSeq and is a predicted model, not a curated record. The coding region runs from base 202 to 1956 and encodes 584 amino acids. Lineage: Eukaryota; Viridiplantae; Streptophyta; Magnoliopsida; Caryophyllales; Amaranthaceae. The transcript has 10 exons.
CGACACAGCUCAUGCAUUAACCCAACUCCUAAGUUGAUGCUAAUGACAUGUGGCACCUUCUCAUCAUGCUUAGUGCUACUCCUUCUAUGCACCAAAUAUUAAAAAAAAAAAAAAAAAAAAAAAACAAUUACUCUUAUUCCAUAAACGACAUCAAAAUAAAUAAUGUAAAAGACUUGGUAAGUUAUUGUGCAAAAAUAAACUAUGAAAGUUCCAGUGGGAUUUAUUGCAAAGCUUUGGAGCUUCAUCAAAUUUUUACCCUUCUUCAUUUUGCUCCUUAUUUUGGGUAUCCUCAAAGCUUUGUUCAUCAGUCCGAUUGCAGCAGGCAUAAUUGGUUUUGGUAAUUCUUCAGUAAUUAUUGGACUUUGGCCAGCUCAUUUUUUUUGGACUUGCUACUGUGUUGUCAGAACAAAGAAGCUAGGAAUCACUCUGAAGAUUGCGAUGCUUCUUUCCUUGCCAUUGCCUCUUAUUCUUUGGCCUGUUGCUGGUAUUUUCGGGAGCUUUCUAGGCGGCACUGGAUUUGGGUUUUUUUCUCCAGUACUUGCAACUUUUGAAGCUGUUGGAGAAAAUGUCACUGACAAAUUCUACCAUUGCAUAUUUGAUGGUUGUUGGGCAACGAUUCAGGGGAGCUGCACGGUGGUGAGGGACUUCACUGAUUUUUGUUUCCACUCUUACUUUUCCUACAUGGAUGAGCUCAUCAUGAGAACUCCUGCUGAUGAGGAGCCUGUAGAAAUACAGCUAUCAAGGUUGCCGGGUUGUUUUUUAGUCAGCUUAGUCGGUUUGUUGAUGGAUGUACCUUCAAUAACAGUCCUUGCUCUUUGGAAGAGCCCAUACAUGCUUUUUACUGGAUGGAAAAGGCUAUUAGAAGAUUUCCUUGGAAGAGAAGGACCCUUUCUCGAGUCAGUAUGUGUCCCAUUUGGUGCUCUUGCUAUUAUCCUUUGGCCUCUUGCCGUGAUAGCAUCAGUUGUUGCUGCAUUUCUCUCUAGUUUUUUUCUUGGACUCUAUGCCGGUGUUGUUGUUCAUCAGGAAAAAUCAAUGAGAAUGGGAAUAGCAUUUGUUGUAGCUGCUGUCUCCCUGUUCGACGAGUAUGCCAAUGAUUUACUUUAUUUGGAACCGGGAUCAUGCCUGCCCAGGCCAAGAUAUCGUAAGAAUGUUCCUCCAGAUAGCAUACAGAGGAGAAGCUCACAUGACGCUGAAAAUAGUCUUGGAAAGGAUGGGAAAGAAGGGUUAAGUGAUUCAAAGCUGGUAUCACAACGCUCGAGGACAUUAAAAGCCGCAAUUCAACAUUAUAAGCCUUUUAAGGUAUUGGACUGGCUCUUCAAAUCAUGUGAGGUGAAUGGAAUGGAAUUUCUUAAUGAUGGUCUGAUAAAUGUGAAAGACAUAGAAGAGUGUGUUGUCAAGGGGGACUGCAAGAAGUUGGGCACUGCACUCCCUGCAUGGUGCAUUUUGAAAUGUUUGCUUGCCUCUGCUAAGUCAGAUGCGCCUGGUUUAGUCGUCUCUGAUGAGGCAGAUUUGACGAUUACCAAUUGGCCGGGAGAUAAAAUGUUUCAGUGGCUAAUAGAACCUUUGUUGGUCAUGAAAGAGCAGAUCAGAAAACUGAAUUUGGAAGACAAUGAAGAGGCCUGCUUGCGACAGGCAAUCAUGCAAUGCAAGAAUGAGACACCAGAGGAUUGGGAUGAUAUCGGUUUUCCAUCUCAAGAUAAUGUCAGAAGAGCGCAGCUUCAAUCUGUCAUCAGAAGACUGCAGGGUAUUGUGGGGUCCAUGACCAGAAUGCCAACUUUCAGACGAAGAUUCCAGAAUUUGGUCAAAGUUUUGUACGUGGAGGCUGCCAAGACUGGCGCCUUGGUGAGCUACAUUGUGGAGAACUCCACGGGCAGCAACACUUCACAGGGUGACAAGUUAGAUCAGACCUCACAAGAAACUGACGAGGGGAAAAGCGAUGUAGCAAAUAUUGUAUAGGCACCAUGAGAAAUUGUGGCAGUAAGGUUGCAGGGUUCUUUUCCUGAACGCUGCUGUAUUUUAAAUUCGUUCAUCUCACCAUCAAUAUCAAGUUAUCAAGCAACUACACAGAGUCAGCAGAACAAAACAGUGUUAGAAUGGCAAUUGGUAAAUGGAAAGUUACACUGUAACAAUCUGCAACAGAGUCAAGCUCGGACUAAAUCUUGAUUGGAGUAUUGCGAAACAUAAUUACUACAAAAGAAAAUGACAAACCUGCGUAGAAGUUUGCAACAACGAUUCAAACCUCUAAGGCUUGCACUAGAGGUUGGAGCACUGUUAUAGUACAAAACAAACAAAACAAAAACACUACAAAAAAUGAUGAGCUGUUAAAGAGUUUGCAACAACAUUGCAAGAGCAACUCCAAUGCCAAAUUAAUUGUUAAAAUUAAUUGCCAACUCUAAGGUGACAGUGAUGGUCUGACCUCUCGCAAAUAGGAUGGUGUAGGUGUGUGCACGAUGAGCAUCGGAAAUAAAAAGACAUAAAAAUACACAAAACGUGUGUGUUUCAAUAAAUCGCAAGAACAAAAAAAAAGAAUAACUCUCUUGAACAAAGGAGCAAUUCCCUUGAACAAAAGAAUAUUAAAGGCUCUAUUUUUCAUAUCUAUUUUUCGCGUUUUUAUUUGAUUCGUUGUCCUUCUUGCAAGUAUAUUCUUUUGGAUUUUAUGUUUUGAAUUUAAGCUAUGAAGAGGAGAGAGAAAGUACAAACUAGGUAUUCUAAAAUGGUUUUUAGAGAGAGAAAGUAAUAAAUAGUUUGCAAAUAUUCGUUGAUUUUUCUGCUUCAACAUUAAAUUCAAUUGAUUCUCUUAUUCAAAUCUGAAUUCUGCAGCUGAUAAUCAGAUUUUGGGACGUAAUUUUUCAAUUUUGUAAUGAUAAAUUGUAUGUUUUUGAUGAUUUUGAUUUUGUAAUAAUCGGGUUUUUGAUGAUUUUGACUAUUUUGAUGAAUUUGAUUUUGUAAUAAACGUGUUUUGA